AUGCAAAGUUCAGUUUAUUUUGACCAAACAGGGUCAUUUGCGUCCAGUAGCGACAACGUUGUGUCUAGUACCACCAACACACACAACAUUUCUCCCAGUCAUCGUUCCAGUUUGAAUCUGAACACUACUUCUCAUCCCCACGAAGCGUCGGGUAGAGGAAGCGCAAGUGGGGAGUUGUAUUUGAAUGACACAAACUCACCCUUAGCGAUAUCUUCUAUGCUAAACACACUUGCCCUUGGAAGUAUGCCCCAAGACAUUGCAAGCAGCAACAUUAGCAAUCACGAUAACAACAUUAAGGGGAGCUACAGCCUAAAAUUGUCAAAUGUAGCCAAGGAUAUUACUCUCAGAGAAUGCUAUGCAAUCUUCGCUCUUGCUGAAGGUGUGAAAAGUAUAGAAUUACAGAAAAAAAACUCUUCAUCAAGCAUCACUUCUGCCUCAUUAGAAGACGAGAAUGAUAUUUUUAUCAUUGCCAGAUUUGAGUUAUUGAAUCUAGCUAUUAAUUAUGCCGUUAUUUUGAAUUCGAAAAAUGAACUCUUUGGACCCAGUUUUCCCAAUAAAACAACCGUUGAAAUAAUAGAUGACACAACAAAAAACUUGGUUUCAUUCCCAUCAUCUGCCAUUUUCAAUGACACCUCAAGAUUGAAUAAAUCGAACUCGGGAAUGAAAAGGCCAAGUCUGUUAUCACAAAGAUCCAGGUUUUCAUUCAGCGAUCCAUUUUCCAAUGAUUCUCCUUUAAGCCAACAGCAAUCUCAACAGCAGCAGCAACAGCCACAACAGCCACAACAACACUCUACGCAAAAACAUUCACCACAACAAUGUAAUCAACAACAAGUGAAUUCUUCAAUACCGUUAUCUUCUCAAGGCCAGGUUAUUGGGUUACAUUCUAACCAUUCACAUCAAGAUUUGUCUGUGGAAUCAACAAUUCAAACAUCUGAUAUUGGCAAAUCUUUCCUUUUGAGAGAUAACACUGAAAUUAAUGAAAAGAUAUGGGGCACAAGCGGUAUACCUUCCAGCAUCAACGGUUACAUGAGCACUCCCCAACCUUCUACGCCAACUUUAGAAUGGGGAAAUACUUCUGCAUCCCAACAUGGUUCUUCGUUCUUUUUACCCUCUGCAGCAUCGACAGCCAUUGCACCUACGAAUAGCAACACCAGUGCCAAUGCAAACGCCAGCUCCAACAAUGGAGCCAGCAAUAAUGGUGCUAACCAGGCACUCUCUGCCAGCUCGCAACAACCAAUGAUGCAAAUUGGUAACACGAUUAACACUUCCCUAACCUCUUCAAAUUCAUUGCCUCCAUACGGUUUAAUGUCUUCUCAAUCGCAGCACAUUUCAAAUAUGGUAAACACCUCUGAUAUGAACAUUACACCUCAAAAACAGAACAGAUUUAUGCAACAACCCCAACCAGAGCAUAUGUAUCCUGUGAAUCAAAGUAACACUCCUCAAAAAGUACCGCCCGCAAGAUUAAGUUCAAGUAGAAAUUCACACAAGAAUAACUCUACUACCUCAUUAUCCUCAAAUAUUACUGGAUCUGCCUCGAUUUCUCAGGCUGAUUUGUCACUACUAGCCAGAAUUCCACCUCCUGCCAACCCUGCUGAUCAAAAUCCACCUUGUAAUACCCUUUAUGUAGGGAAUUUACCCUCCGACGCUACUGAGCAAGAACUAAGACAGCUAUUUUCUGGUCAAGAAGGCUUCAGAAGACUAUCAUUCAGGAAUAAGAAUACCACAUCUAAUGGUCAUAGUCACGGACCGAUGUGCUUCGUUGAAUUCGAUGAUGUCAGUUUUGCAACCAGAGCGUUAGCUGAAUUGUAUGGUAGACAGUUACCUCGCUCCACUGUGAGCAGUAAGGGAGGUAUCAGAUUAAGCUUUUCAAAAAACCCACUGGGUGUUAGGGGCCCAAACAGCAGAAGAGGAGGCAGUGGUAACCCAAAUCCUAAUGUAAAUAUGCUUUCCAGUUACAAUUCUAAUGUUGGUCAUAUAAAAAACUAA
Messenger RNA from Saccharomyces cerevisiae S288C, 1986 nucleotides. RefSeq names its product mRNA-binding protein WHI3 (gene WHI3). The record is from RefSeq and is marked reviewed. Gene Ontology annotation, biological process: regulation of cell size; mRNA destabilization. The transcript has a single exon. Gene Ontology annotation, molecular function: nucleic acid binding; RNA binding. Bases 1 to 1986 code for a protein of 661 amino acids. Lineage: Eukaryota; Fungi; Ascomycota; Saccharomycetes; Saccharomycetales; Saccharomycetaceae.